UAAUAUUAAUCGAUGCAGCCCUGUGUACGAAAAAAGGCGAGAAGUCGCCAUCUUGGAAAUUAGACAAAAAGCACUGGAAGAAGAAGAAAAAUCGAAACAAUUGACAGCGCCAGCGAGCAGAAAAUCGCGUCAAAAAUUUAGUUAUUUCUUACAAUUAGCAAAAAUUCCGUCACCAAAAACAUUUCCAAGCAGAUAAAAACGAAUUGGCAAACGGGCUAACUGAAAAUUGUGUAAAAACAGCUUAAAACUGGAGCAACAGAAGAGGCGAAAAAAAGUUGAAGAAGCAGCUCUUAAAAGCAGAAAAGAAAAAAUUGCGAAGCGACGAGUAGGAAAAAGUUUCGUUUUCCCCUUUUACGUUGCUUUUGCCGUUGCGUUUUCCGCCAGCAGAAAAGAAAUUAUCAUUUGCAAGUGUUUGGAAAUAAACGCAUUGCAAACAAUAUUAAGUUAGCCUACAACGUGCUUACUUUUAUCCUUAGUAUAGUGUGAAACACUUUUAUUAACGGUACUGGAUUUUCACUUGUGUUAUUGGAACGCCAAUCGGAAAAAAGGGGAGAACGACGGUAUUCAUUCGUUUCAUAUACUGCUGCCAAUCAAUCUGUCAAAGCCUCCAUCCCUUUUGAAGCAUCAAAACUGCAAUAAUUGCAGAACUACCGUUGUGGAAUCGCUGCGAUAGCAUUACAAAUACUAUCUACAUACUCAACAUCAUAUGCGGUCAAUUUCAUUCCAAAAGCUGCAACAAAUACAACAUUUACCACUGUGGCUGAGAGGUUACAGCAAAUCAGCUUAGGAAGUUGUUCAUCACAUGCGACACCUUCGAAGAUAAUCAUUUGAAAGGAAACAAUCAUAAUAUACUUCAAAUUACUGUUUGUUUCAACAGUGAAGUUUAUCCAUAGCUUAACAAAAAUUCGGGUUCUAUUGGACUAUGUCUGAGCAUUUGCAUCGUCGAGUACAAACACACACAUAGCCAUGGCUGCGACGAGAAAGUUGCAAGGUGAAAUUGACAGAUGUCUGAAAAAAGUUGCUGAAGGGGUGGAAACAUUCGAGGAUAUAUGGAAAAAAGUGCAUAAUGCUACAAACAGUAAUCAGAAGGAAAAGUAUGAAGCGGAUCUUAAAAAAGAAAUCAAGAAGUUGCAAAGGCUUCGAGAUCAAAUCAAAUCAUGGAUUGCAUCUGGGGAGAUUAAAGAUAAAAGCCAGCUGCUGGAGAAUAGGCGUCUCAUUGAAACGCAAAUGGAACGUUUCAAAAUCGUAGAACGUGAAACGAAAACGAAAGCGUAUUCGAAAGAAGGACUGGGCGCUGCACAAAAAACAGAUCCAGCUCAACGUAAGAAAGAUGAGGCACGUAACUGGUUAACAUCGUCUAUUAGUUCAUUGCAACUGCAAAUAGAUCAAUAUGAAAGUGAGAUUGAAUCCUUAUUGGCGGCAAAAAAGAAGCGCCUCGAUCGCGACAAACAAGAUCGCAUGGAUGAGUUUCGCGCUAAGUUGGAUCGUAAUAAAUUCCACGUUAUGAAACUGGAAACAGUGUUAAGAUUACUCGACAAUGACGGUGUUGAAGCAGAACAAGUAAAUAAAAUUAAGGAUGAUGUUGAAUAUUACAUUGAAUCCUCACAAGAGCCGAAUUUCGAAGAGAAUGAGUUUCUUUAUGAUGACAUUAUUGGCCUGGACGAUGUGGAGUUAUCUGGCACAGGUGUUUCACUUGGUAUUCCAUCAUCAGCCACUACCGACAGCAAUAACAGCAACGAGACCAGCGGUUCGCCAAGCAGUAUAACAUCGGGUGGCAGUCCUGUGCAAUCGCCAGCGCCAGCAACUGGUACACAACAGCCGCUGCAACAACAAUCUGCGACAGCGGCGGCGACAACGACGUUGGCGUCAACAAUGAAUACGACGGCAGCGGCAGUAACAACGGCGCAACAACAACAACAACAGCAGCAAAAUAAUAACAGCAACAGCAUGAAUUACGCAGCGGAAGCAGCUGCGGCGGCGGCGGCGGCAGCCACAGCGUCGGCGAAUAGUAAUACAGAUGCGACAGCCAGCGAUAAAAGGAACAAAAAUGAGAGUAAUUCUAGUAGCAAAACAAAACAACCUGUAAAGCCAACGGCAGUGCGUGCAGCAAAUAGCAGUGGUAAACCUUCUAGUGGCUCAACAUCAGAAACGUCUUCAAAUAAAGCCGUUAGUUCGACGCCCAAUAAGAAUCAUAACCAACAACAACAACAGCAACAGCCCACCGCAGCGGCAAUAGUGGCAGCAGCAAUGGGUGGUCAAACAGCGCCAACGCUGGUGACGAGCACGGCAAAUAGCAUAGUUGGUGGUGCGCCCACGUUGGCGGCCACCGUUGCCGCCAUGGCUGCUGGCCAUAGUCCUGCACUGCAACAACAUGCGCCAGCGCCCAGCUUAAAUGCGACAAAUGCAACGGCAACGAUUGGUGGUGGUGCGACAACGGUGACAGCCGCAGUGGUCGCUAAUAAUGGUAGCAGUAACAGUAACAACAACAUUCAAGGCCAAUCUGUGAUUCAAGCGACGCCAAUUAUUGCAUUUGCGGCUGUAGCGAAAAAUAACACAUCACAUCUUGAAAACGGGCCUGUGCAUACGGCGACUUCAUACGGAAUGACUGCACCCACGGUAGUAACCAAUUCACAGCAUCAGCAACAACAACAACAACAAUUAUCCAAUCUUCAAACGAAUUCCUCACAUUUACAAAACGCGCAUAAUAACACUUCCAAUAACAACGCAUCAAAUAGUUUAGCGAAUGCUGUGCAGCAAGGAAGCGCAGCUGCUGGUAUGGUGGUGAAUAAUGUUGGCGGUAAUAAUUUGGUAAAUUGCAUUUCUCCAAACGGUAUAUCGCAAGUAAUUGGCGCACAGCAACAGCAACAGCAGCAACAACAACAGCAGCAGCAACAACAACAAGUUAUUGGUGUAACUAACAAUGGCACCCGGGUUUCACCGGGUUUGCUGUCACCGAAGCAUAUGAAUGGCAUGCCUGUGUCCGCAGCCAAUAUAAACAACAAUAAUAACAACAACAACAAUAAUAAUAAUUCGAUGGAUGCGAUUUCAUUAAAGACAAUAGCUCAGGAAGCUAUUAAUCGGUCGGUAAUCGAUACCAAUUCAUUGACGCAAGGACCCGGACAACAGAUUGACAAUAGGCAACAGCAGCAGCAACAACAACAACAACAGCAGCAGCAAGCGCCACAAUCACAGCAGGUCUUACAGCAUUUCUCAACCGAUACAACUGCCAAUCAGCAACAACAACAACAACAACAACAAUCUGGUGGUUUAGCAGCAGCCGCGGUAGCCUUUGCUGCAGCAGCCGCCGCAACAAAUGGACCGGCAACAGCGGGUGCGGGCCCAGUCGGCAGUGCAGUGCAAAGUGGUUUAGGCGGUAUGACGAAUGCAGCGGUGGGUCAACCAGGCGCUAGUAAUAGCGGUGUUAAUGCACCAGUGGGUAGCAAACCACUGCAACAGCAGCAGCAACAGCAACAACAACAACAACAACAACAACCCACAAAUGAAGCGCAUAUAACGCCACUACUUGGCGUAGCACCGCUUGGCACAUUGCCGCUACAUAAAGAUCAUCAAUUGCAAUUCAAAAUGAUGGAAGCCGCUUACUAUCACCUCCCGACACCAGCCGACUCGGAAAGAUUGAAUAUAUAUCUGCCGCGUACGCCAGUGCCGACACCACUGCAUUAUCCUCAGCAACAGCUUCCACUCUACGAUACCGUUGAAUUUUAUCAACGACUCUCAACCGAAACGCUCUUCUUUGUUUUCUAUUAUAUGGAAGGUUCGAAGGCGCAAUAUUUAGCAGCGAAAGCAUUGAAAAAGCAAAGCUGGCGAUUUCACACAAAGUACAUGAUGUGGUUCCAAAGGCAUGAGGAACCAAAAAUUAUUAACGAUGAUUACGAACAGGGUACGUACAUCUAUUUUGAUUACGAGAAAUGGAGUCAACGCAAAAAGGAGGGAUUUACUUUUGAAUACAAGUACUUAGAAGACAAGGAGUUGAAUUGAACGCUGUAUGAUGCAGCCAAUGUAUAAAAGAAAAAACACUUUUGUUAUAAAAACAUGCAUAACUUCUAAGCUACAUCAGCCAACAACAGCAACAAAAACAUCUCUACCACCACCUCUUUUAACAGCUAACAACAACAGCGCAAUUUCUGAAACUACCAACUAGAACGAACAAGAAGUACUGCAAACGUUUGCAAAUACCUGUCGACUUUUUCCAUAUGUUGUUCCUUUUUUUUUUGAAUUUGCUAUGUUCACUUUUUUACUGUUUAUGAGUUAAAACGAGAAAAGAAAGCGAAAAAUAUCAAAUUUACAACAUACAAUCAUACAUCAUAUAAAAAAUAGUACAUAAAAAUUUACUGAAAAUUCUAAAAAAAAAGCAAAGAAUUAUGAUUUGUUAAACCUGAGAAAAUAUGCUAGGUCUUCAGUAAGAGUCGUAAUUAAACAUAGAACACUUCUACUACAACACAGAUUAAUUUGCGGCGAAAAUGUUACUUUAGUUUAAAAUUCGCAUUUAACACAAACAUUUUAGCAUUUGUCGGAAAUUAACUGAAACACAAGUAGUUACAAUUGUAGUAAAUCGUUAAAAAGGAACAUGACCUCUCACGAGGAGGAAGCAGUGGCAGUUGCUGCCAACAAAUUCCUCUAUGGUUUCUGCAGCAGUUGCGCGAACGCAAGCAAGUUGAAGAAACACAUAUUUGAUGCCAAGCAGUGAGUCAUCAAUACGUUUAUGCUGUCACCGCAUUCAUUACCUCCUUACUCAAUUAUACAUACAUACAACUAUGGAAUGAGUUCCCCCCAUAAACAAAUGUUGCUUCAUUUCCUUCCUUGCCCCCACCCCCCUUACUAUCCCUUCACACAAAUUUAUACAAAACUUUACUUGGACGCAUUAUAUGUCGCCCGACUACGAUUACCUAAUUUCUCUAGGUCUACUUUUUAGUUUUUCCAUUUUGUAUUCAUUCAUUGAACAUUAAAUAUUAUACAUUUUGCAAUUAGAGAAAAAAUGGAAAAACUCCCAACUAUACAUAUAUGAUACUUUAUAAAAGAUGAAAAUGUUUUACAAGCAAACAACAAGAAAGAAAAAAAAAUCGAAAAAAUGGUAAAAAAAGAGGUGAAGUUAAAAGAAUAUUAUAACAAAGAACUUUGAAGAACAAAAA
Molecule: messenger RNA, 5147 nt
Organism: Zeugodacus cucurbitae (melon fly)
Lineage: Eukaryota; Metazoa; Arthropoda; Insecta; Diptera; Tephritidae
Gene: Not3
Product: CCR4-NOT transcription complex subunit 3
Exons: 13
Coding region: 967-3996 (1009 amino acids)
Biological process (GO): nuclear-transcribed mRNA poly(A) tail shortening; regulation of DNA-templated transcription
Cellular component (GO): P-body; CCR4-NOT core complex; nucleus
Source: RefSeq, a predicted model, not a curated record